AUGACGCAGGCGACUGCUAGAUCCAGAAUCCUGGCGGCGGCAGGGGAACUGGAUGCUGCGGGGACGGCAAGGGAACCGGAGGUUUGGGCGGCGGCGAGCAUCGUCGGCGACGGCGCCAAGCUACAUGACCCCCCUCUAGUUGCGGCGGCGGACGAGAGUUUCAUGUCGGAGGAAGAAGUAAUGGAGUCUGAUACUGCAUUCAGUCAACGCUUUGCAGCAAAACGCUUGCGUGAAGUUGCGAAUACAAAGCUCAAUGAUAGGAAGAGGGAAUACAUAAAUGAAACUGGCUUUGGUGAUCUCACGAGCAUCUCCCCUUUCACAAUACCACAUGAUCUGAUGGAGUGGAUAACUAUGAAUAUCGACACUGACACUCAUGAGCUGAGGCUGAGUCGGAAUAAGGUCAUUGUGUUCACUAGAGACAUGGUGAAGAAGGUUUUCAACAUCCCAUCAGGCAACAAACCAGUUGAGCUUUUCAAGAGACACCAUCAUUGCGAGCUCCGCAACAUUUAUCACAAGAAUGGCAGGGCUCCAAUUGCGCAUACAGUGGAUGUGCUUCAUUGGGCAGGGGACCAUGAUGGAAAUACUACAAAGAGGUCAUGGGUGCUCUUAGCGCUUGCAACAGUUUUAACUCCAAGCACUGGCAACAUGGUGCCCCUAGAGUACUUGAAAAGCCUCGAAGAUAUGGACAAGGUUAUUUACAUGGACCAUUUGAUAUUUCCUCAAGCUGCCAUCAACGAGCACAAAUUAAACUAUUCUCUCCCAAGGGCUUGCUUUGUGCAUCAGACUGAUUUUGAUAUUGUGUUGGAAUAUGAUAGGAACAAGCUUUCUUUGGGCAAACCAUCAUUCGGGAAGUGUCGGUUUCGCCCUUUGUCAGAGACACCUUAUGCAGCAUUGCUUGCCCAAGGACAUGAAGGAAACAACAGUGAAGUUGCUCAAGAUCAGCAUGUUUCGGACAACCCAGAUUGCAGUGAUACUCAAGAUCGUGGGGAUGAAAAUAUCAACAUUGAUGAUAACCAGGAUGACAUGGCUGCGAAACAGAAUCCUACAGAAGGUAGCAAUCCAACAGAAGAUGGCAAAAGCACCGAUGGAGAUGUGUGUGGUUCACUAGAUGAUUGGCUUCAGAACCCAACACCAUUUGGGGCAGAGCUCGAGCUACCAUCAAAUCUGGCUGCAAUCUACGACAAGCACACAAAACUUUUUUCUUCGGAGUUAAAAGGUGCUCUUAGCUCUUUUGGGCAAGUGUUGCAAGCAAUGCAUUGCAAGCGAAUGGGGCACCUACUCAAAGAUGUGCACGCUGCUUCGCCAAGCUCUCAGGAAGCAGCGGAUGUUAGUUUUCAUGUGCCACCCCCUCGCAGCAAUGAUGUAGACAAGUCAGAUCAUCAUGGAUGUACCAAAGAAACUUCUAGCAGGAAGGCUGCAGAUGAGCCAACAACACACAAGGUGGUUGAGUCUGCUGAAGGAGCUCGAAGCAAUCAUGCAAACAACAAUGCUCAUGAGUGUAAUGGCAGCAAUGUGGUUAAGAAGGGCACACGAACUAGUCCUGUUGUUAUUGACCCCCCUGCAGAGUGUUUUGAGAAUGCAAAGGAUAAAGUGGCUAGUUGUGAAGAUAUUGAGCAUGGUCACCAACUCAGCCAGCGCAAUCAAUACAUACAUACUACUGUGGCUGGAGAUUGGAGUGAUGCGCCAUCGAUGUGUCUGUUCCAAGAGGGCACCGAGGAGUAUGAUUGGUGGAUUAGUGUCCAAAGUCAAGAUGGGAACUCCAAUGCUCCACCCAAUGGCAAUGGAAACACUGCUACAACACCAAAGUCUUGUCCUGUUUUUGAUGUGACUCCUCGGGCUCCAAUCUCAACAGAAGCACAAGCUCCAGUGUUUGAUGUGACACCAAUCUCCAUGGCUCCAUUCUCGAGCGGGGCUGCAGAUGGACCAUUGAAAACACAAGGAGAGCCAGUUGUUCUAGUUAGCAGCAGGGAACCAAGUCCGGACCUCAACAAGGAGAAGUUGAAGAGUAAGGACGAGAACAAGCUCAAGAGCAAGAAAAGAGUAGGGAGUCCAAUGUCAGCCGGAUCAAAGUACAAGAAAAUCAAGACAGAUUCAAAGAUGGAAGCAAUGUACCAGUACUAUGUCAUGAAGAGGUACAAGAUGGAGAAGAUGAAGAGAGGGGAAAUUGAGCCUCCUUUCAUUAGGAUUGGUGAUUUCCACAUUACCUACCCCAACUUCCAGAAGUCGUUGAAGCCACGUGCUCAGAUUUGCAACGAAGUCAUGUCUUUAUUCAUCGAAACCUUCAACAUUGAACAGUUGUCGUCUUCAAAGAAGCAGAAGAAAUUUGCUUUCUCUGUUUUAAUGAGUCUUCAACUCUCUGUCCACCCAGAAGUUUUUGAUCCGAGUGUUUGUGCAAGAGAGCUGAGGAAGGCGUGCCAAAAUUUUCAGAUUUCAGGUUUCGACCUACUUUUCUUCACCAUCGUCCGUGAUGGCCACUGGAUUGUCUGUGUGGUUAACCUCUUGCACAAGGAGUUCAAUAUGUUUGACUCUUUGGAUGACGGGAAAUUGGACGUUGCUGCAAGGAAUCUGUUUAUCAAUUUCAAGAGGAUUGCUACCGAAGAGUCGGAUUUCACAGCGGAUCUAUCUUCUUUCAAAACAGACUGGCCUGUGCUUGACUACCCACAACAAUCAACUCACUUUGAUUGUGGAUUGUUUUCAACAAUGUACCUUGAAAAUUUUGAUGGCCAAAUGAUGAAUGAUUUCAAGAAGCAAAAUAUGCUUGAUGUGCGGAAGACCAUUGCUUCGAAGUUGUUUUUCCAUCCUUUGAACAAGGUUUUCCCUGCUGAUGUGCAUAAGGCGAUCAUAGCGGCUUGA
This is a messenger RNA of Triticum turgidum subsp. durum (durum wheat), 2853 nucleotides long. Lineage: Eukaryota; Viridiplantae; Streptophyta; Magnoliopsida; Poales; Poaceae. The record is from the annotation of a GenBank genome assembly.